CGAGACCUCCAGCUGACCCCGCUCUCCGGCCACCGCCGGCCGGAGGCCAUCUUGGCGAGGGAGGACUCCGGCGACCUCGAGGACGUCCGCCUCCUCGACUCCUACGAUGAGGAGACGGCCGCGGCGGCGGAGGGGAGGGGAGGGGAUGAGAAGGGGGCGCGGAGAAUCCAGGUGAGGGUCACCGGGAUGACCUGCUCCGCCUGCACCAAUUCCGUCGAGGCCGCCAUCACUGCCCUCCCCGGCGUCGCGAGGGCAUCCGUCUCCUUGCUCCAGAACAAGGCCCAUGUCGUCUUCGAUCCCAGUCUUGUUAAGGCACCUUCAUAGCCUUGCAGAGUUGCAUCAGAAUGAGGCUUCUUCCUAAUGCGCACAAGAUAGUGCUUUCAUCUUUCCUUUUAUUGGGACACAGACACCUUCACCUUCCUGAAACAUUUACCCUUUCCUACAUUUAUUUGGCUAAAUGUUAUUGGGAAUGCUUGAAAAGCAUUACCUUGCAGGAUGAAUGACAAGAUUCCUAUUUCCGUCUAUUUGGAAUUGGCAAAAACAUAUUGUAGCCUAUCACAAAACAAAGGAAGUAGUGUUUUGAACUCGUUGCAGAACAUUUGGAUUUUUUCUUUAAAUUUCUGAACACUACAAGAAAAAUCACCUUUAUAUGAACAAUUAUUGGGUAGAGCUAUAACAAUUUUUGGGUUGGGAUAACUCAUGCCCCAUGUUUACUCAAUUUACUUGCCUCUUAAAAUUUGCUAUCCACUUUUUAUUAAUGCAUUCUGUUCUAUUUUUGGAUUUUGUGUUGAAAGAAGUGAUCCUGACAAUUUCAAAUAUGUUGUUAUAACUGUUUUACAUUUUAUGUUCUGAAAUCACUUACUGGAAAUUUGAUUCUUUGUUCAGGACGAAGAUAUAAAAGAUGCUAUUGAAGAUGCAGGAUUUGAAGCUGAGAUUCUGCCAGAUUCUAAUAAUACCCUGUCAAGACCGCAAAAGGUAUUGUCGGGGCAAUUUAGGAUAGGAGGCAUGACUUGUGCAGCCUGUGUAAACUCUGUUGAAGGGAUCUUGAGAAAGCUACCUGGUGUAAAAAGAGCAGCUGUUGCCUUGGCAACGUCAUUAGGGGAGGUCGAGUACGAUCCAUCAGUCAUAAGUAAAGAUGCAAUUGCUCAUGCAAUUGAGGAUGCUGGUUUUGAUGCUGCAUUUCUACAAAGCAAUGACCAAGAUAAAAUUUUGUUAGGUGUAGCUAGAUUGUCUAGUGAGACAGAUGUACAUGUUUUACAAGGAAUACUUAGUAAAAUGAGUGGGGUGAGGCAGUUUGAGGUAAAUAUUGGCCUUUCAGAAGUAGAGAUUAUCUUUGAUCCUCAAGCUGUUGGUCUGAGACAUAUAGUUGAUACCAUCGAGAGAGAAAGCAUCGGGAGGCUGAAAGCGCAUGUCCGGAACCCAUAUGCUCAAGCAGCUUCAAGUGAUGCACAAGAAGCCUCAAAAAUGCUUCGGCUUUUCCUCUCCAGUCUCUUUCUCAGUAUUCCUGUCUUUUUCAUACGGAUGGCAUGUCCCGCCAUACCUUUCGUAAAUUCUUUCAUGCUCAUGCAUUGUGGGCCAUUUUUGAUGAGAGAUUUGUUGAAGUGGGUACUGGUGAGUAUUGUUCAGUUUAUUAUUGGCAAGCGUUUCUAUAUAGCUGCUUAUAGAGCACUGCGACAUGGAUCUACAAAUAUGGAUGUAUUGGUUGUUCUGGGGACCUCUGCUUCUUACUUUUACUCUGUUGGUGCACUUCUGUAUGGUGCAUUUACUGGGUUCUGGCCCCCAAUAUAUUUUGAGACAAGUGCAAUGAUAAUUACCUUUGUGUUAUUUGGAAAGUAUUUAGAAGUUGUUGCAAAAGGGAAGACGUCAGAUGCUAUCAAGAAGUUAGUUGAACUUGUCCCCGCAACAGCUCUUUUGAUGGUGAAAGAUGCAGAAGGAAGAGGCAUUGUAGAGAGAGAGAUAGAUGCACUAUUAAUUCAACCAGGUGAUGUCUUAAAAGUUCUUCCUGGUUCAAAGGUUCCAUCUGAUGGCAUCGUAGUUUGGGGUACAAGUCAUGUUGAUGAAAGUAUGGUAACUGGUGAAUCUGUUCCAGUCCCAAAGGAAAUGUCUUCAUUAGUUAUUGGAGGCACAAUGAAUUUACAUGGUGUCCUUCAUAUAGAAGCCACCAAGGUGGGGUCUAACACAGUUUUGAGCCAGAUAAUUGCUCUGGUUGAGACAGCCCAGAUGUCUAAAGCUCCUAUUCAGAAAUUCGCAGACUAUGUUGCCAGUAUUUUUGUUCCCAUUGUUAUCACCAUGUCCUUGUUGACAUUCUUCGGAUGGUUCCUCUGUGGGUUGCUAGGAGCAUAUCCAGAUUCAUGGGUCACAGAAAGUAGCAAUUGUUUCAUUUUCUCCCUCAUGUUUUCAAUAUCAGUGGUGGUGAUUGCAUGUCCAUGUGCCCUUGGUCUGGCCACCCCUACCGCUGUUAUGGUGGCUACAGGUGUGGGUGCAACUCAUGGGAUCCUAAUAAAAGGAGGAGAUGCUUUGGAAAGAGCUCAGAGUGUGCAGUAUGUGAUCUUUGAUAAAACGGGCACCCUUACUCAAGGGAAAGCUGCUGUCACAACUGCAAAAGUUUUUGCAGAAAUGGAACUUGGGGAUUUUCUUACUUUGGUUGCAUCUGCUGAGGCCAGCAGCGAACACCCUCUUGCUAGAGCAAUCUUAGAUUAUGCACACCAUUAUCAUUUCUUUGGUAAGCUUCCGACAGCCAGACAUGCUGGAAAGCAGAGCAAAGAAAUAUUAUCUGAAUGGCUUCUUGAAGCGGUAGACUUCUCUGCUGUGCCUGGGAAAGGUGUGCAGUGCUUGAUAAAUGGAAAAAGGGCUCUGGUUGGCAACAGGAGUCUGUUGGUUGAAAAUGGGGUUGUUGUUCCUACUGAAGCUGAAAACUUUUUAGUGGACUUGGAAGUGAAUGCUAAAACAGGUAUUCUUGUGGCAUAUGAUGGUACCUUCAUUGGAGUGUUGGGGGUAGCUGAUCCCUUGAAAAGAGAAGCAGCAGUUGUGGUUGAAGGCCUGAAGAAGAUGGGCGUUUGUUCAGUCAUGGUAACAGGGGAUAACUGGAGGACAGCACAAGCUGUUGCAAAAGAGGUUGGCAUUGAAGAUGUGAGAGCUGAGGUGAUGCCGGCGGGGAAAGCCGAUGUCAUACGCUCCUUCCAAAAGGAUGGAAGUAUAGUUGCGAUGAUUGGUGAUGGCAUCAAUGACUCUCCCGCCCUUGCAGCAGCUGAUAUCGGAAUGGCAAUUGGUGCAGGAACCGAUGUUGCCAUCGAAGCUGCAGACUAUGUGUUGGUGAGGAACAACCUUGAGGAUGUUAUAACAGCCAUCGAUCUCUCGAGGAAGACAUUCGCACGUAUACGUUGGAACUACUUCUUUGCAAUGUCUUACAAUAUUGUCGCCAUCCCAGUUGCAGCCGGGGUUCUCUUCCCCUUCACAGGACUUAAGAUGCCACCAUGGUUGGCUGGUGCUUGCAUGGCUUUCUCAUCUGUGAGCGUCGUCUGCUCUUCUUUGCUUCUGAGAAGGUAUAGGAAGCCCAGGCUCACCACCAUACUGCAAAUAACUGUAGCAUAACAAUGAAAUAUAUGUAUUUUUAAGCUUUUAACCACAGAGGAAAUGAAAAAAAAAUAUGUGGUGUUUUGUUUUCUCCCACUCUGUUUACUAGAUGCAAUAUUGUAAACAUUGUUAUGCUUCACCACACUUGCAGCAAGUCAAAUCGCCCCUGUCCAUCCUUUUAUGAA
Messenger RNA from Phoenix dactylifera (date palm), 3758 nucleotides. The record is from RefSeq and is a predicted model, not a curated record. NCBI's taxonomy places the organism in Eukaryota, Viridiplantae, Streptophyta, Magnoliopsida, Arecales, Arecaceae.